Drosophila arizonae is the source of this 773-nucleotide messenger RNA. RefSeq lists its product as uncharacterized. The record is from RefSeq and is a predicted model, not a curated record. Lineage: Eukaryota; Metazoa; Arthropoda; Insecta; Diptera; Drosophilidae.
UCAGAUUCGUUUUGGGAUCAGUUACAUUUAUAGUUGCUUUAUAGACAGUAAGAUUUUCGGCAUUUUCGCACGGCGUAAUAAAAAAUAAAUAAAUCCAAAAUAAAUUAAUUCAUUGGYAUUAGCCUGAGAUAAUCAACAGAAUGGUGAACUUUAAUAACGGUACAAAAAUAAUGGUAAACCGGUGCAUUGAGCUGCUCAAUGCAAAAAUAGCCCAUGCCCAGACCCGACACAUUGCCAAACGUGUACCGGUUAAUCGUAUCAGACCCCGAAAGAUGGACGCCAAGGCAAUUUUUCGGGAACGUCAGAAAGCAGAGAAUUAUGAAGCUAGUAAACGUCUUUCCAUGUGGGAGCAGAACAAGAGCCAGAAACAAAACAUGCCAGAGAGCUUGCGUAUGGACCAUUCACAUUAUAAGCAUUGCGGAUUGAUGGAACGCACCUACGACUGUACCUGGGCCGACUUCCCAGAAGAUGUCAAGCCCAAGACACGCAAAUCAGUGCAAUCGCCGGAGGAAAUCCAAUCCCCUCGUCGUGAGUCUGGUAAUCGUCCAGACACAGCAAAGCCCUGGGAUGCUGAAGCCGAGGACUUCAUUAAGCAAUGGGAGAACAACAAUGAUAUGGCCAAUCGUACUAGAUUUGCCACAGCGACGACUUUAAGUCGCCCAAUUUUGGCCAAACCCGUCAAAACUAAACUGCCCAGAAAGAAAAUGUUCUUCUUCUAAUUUUGAACCAUUUUCUUGAGAACGUUUUGAAUCGUUUUUUUUAUAAUAGAGUAU